AUGAAGUGGUUAGCAGUGAUUUGUCUGGUGUUCGCGUCGGUAGCUUGCAAUGAGCUGCCUUUUGCUGAACCAUGUAACGAACAACUAUGUCAAUUGCCAGAUUGUAGAUGUUCAUCUUCAGGCAUUCCUGGAGGCUUGCAACCGAGAGAUACACCACAGUUCGUUCUCGUUACCUUCGAUGAUAAUAUAAAUUCCAUAAAUAUGGAAACAUACAGAGAGAUAUUAUACGGACGUAAUAAUUCGGACAGUUGCCGUUCCGGUUUUACCUUCUACAUUAAUCACGAAUACAACAAUUAUGUAUUCACCAAUGAAUUGUACAACCAAGGUUUCGAGAUCGCUCUACAUUCGAUUAGCCACCAGGAGCCAAUGGAAUACUGGGAAGAAGCAACAGUGGAAACUUUGGAGAGAGAGUUUGCGGACCAAAUAGGUCAAAUGUCACACUUCGCAAAUAUUCCCUACGAGAGUAUAAAUGGUAUACGCGUUCCCUUCCUCCAAAUGGGAGGAAAUUCCACUUAUCAGAUGCUAGCUGAUAACGGUUUGCUUUACGACCACACUUGGCUCUCUAUCACUAAUAUUGAACCUGGUUUCUGGCCGUACACUCUGGAUUAUGCUUCAACCCAAGACUGUGUUAUAGAACCAUGCCCUACAGCUUCAAUUCCUGGCGUGUGGGUACUCCCUAUGCUUACCUGGAGAGAUUUAAAUAAUAACCCAUGCCCAAUGGUUGACAACUGCCCUACACCGCCUGCUCUGACUGAUGAAGAGGGAUGGUUCCAGUUUAUUUUAACUAACUUCGAGAGACAGUACUUGGGCAACCGAGCUCCAUUCGGUUAUUACAUCCACGCGUGGUAUCUCAGCGUGAAUCCAGCUGUGAAGAGAGCACUCGACAGAUUCAUUGAUCUAAUUAGUAAUCUCAAUGACGCAUUUUUGGUCAACAGUCGUGAUGUAAUCGAGUGGGUAAAGAAUCCUGUGCCGGUGAACGAGUACAGACAGCAACCAUGCAACACUUUCGUCCCGACUACAUGCUCGGCACAAAGUUGCGGACCCUUACAAUCUGACCAUAAGGACUACGACUACUGGAUGCCUGCCUGCGCUCCAUGCCCCAGAGUGUAUCCAUGGCUUAACAAUCCUCUAGGCGUAUAA
Molecule: messenger RNA, 1140 nt
Organism: Achroia grisella
Lineage: Eukaryota; Metazoa; Arthropoda; Insecta; Lepidoptera; Pyralidae
Product: chitin deacetylase 8-like
Exons: 6
Coding region: 1-1140 (379 amino acids)
Biological process (GO): carbohydrate metabolic process
Source: RefSeq, a predicted model, not a curated record